Messenger RNA from Chroicocephalus ridibundus (black-headed gull), 1797 nucleotides. It is a transcript of the gene ZFAND6, whose product is annotated as zinc finger AN1-type containing 6. NCBI's taxonomy places the organism in Eukaryota, Metazoa, Chordata, Aves, Charadriiformes, Laridae. The record is from RefSeq and is a predicted model, not a curated record. Bases 371 to 997 code for a protein of 208 amino acids. Gene Ontology annotation, biological process: protein targeting to peroxisome. The transcript is spliced from 8 exons. Gene Ontology annotation, molecular function: zinc ion binding; polyubiquitin modification-dependent protein binding; DNA binding.
UCAGCGCCCGCCCGCGUCAUUCUGAGGGCAACGAAACACGGAGAAAGGGAAAAAAAAGUUUGGUGAGGAGCGAGCGGGGCCAGGCGGGGCCGGGCGGGCGGCGGCGGGACGCGGCGGGCCCAGAGGCAGAUUUGAUUAUUGCAGUGCAGCAGUACAUCUUGGAUUGAAAACAGCAAGAGAAAUCACAAAGUUCUUCAAGAUUACUGAAAUCUCAUCAGUCUGAAAUUGUUAUGCUGUGAUUGCGUUAGCACCUGAUCCCUUCAGCAACGGUUGUGUUGGGGAAGAAGAAAGUAGCAGUAACUGGUUAUUGAGUCCCUGCGUGCUGCUUGAAGCUAACCGUUGAACAGAAAGGUUUAUAGAAGAAGGGAAAAUGGCUCAAGAAACUAACCGUAGCCAAGUGCCUAUGCUUUGUUCCACUGGUUGCGGAUUUUAUGGGAAUCCUCGUACAAAUGGCAUGUGUUCGGUGUGCUACAAAGAACAUCUUCAAAGGCAGAACAGUAAUGGUAGAAUUAGCCCUCCUGCAACUUCUGUCAGUAGUAUAACUGAGUCCUUACCGGUUCAGUGCACAGAAGGCAGCGCCCAGGAAACUCAGUCAACUUUAGAUUCUACAUUGACUCCAUCUAUGCAGCCAAGCCCUGUGUCAAGUCCGUCACUUUUAACAGAAUCUGUAGCAUCAUCCCAACCGGAUAGCACGGCUGUGGACAAAACAGUACCCGAGACAGAAGAUUUGCAAGCUUCAGUGUCAGAGAACGCAGAGCCUACACCUGAAGAACCAGACAAGUCGCUUGAUAAACCAAAACAGAAAAAGAAUCGUUGUUUCAUGUGCAGGAAGAAGGUUGGACUUACUGGGUUUGAGUGUCGGUGUGGAAACGUCUACUGUGGUAUGCACCGUUAUUCAGAUGUACACAGUUGCUCUUACAAUUACAAAGCUGAUGCUGCUGAGAAAAUCAGAAAAGAGAAUCCUGUAGUUGUUGGGGAAAAGAUCCAGAAGAUCUGAACUGCUGCUUCUGCUGGAAUACAAAAUCCUCUGACCAUCUGCAGAUUAAAUUGACUUGAGCUUUUUUCCUUAGUCAUCAGGAAUGUAGAGCAGUGUAUCUUGCCUAGACCUUUUAAUCAUGCAUGUCAUCAGAUGAAUAGAUUUUUUGUUUUUGUUUUUUUUGUUUUGAAAAUGACUCUGAACAUUUAUUUUCAUUGCAGUUUUCUGUGGCUGAAGACUUAAGUAAACUUUACAAGUAUUAUCCUUUAAGAUCAUUCUAAUUUUAGUUGAGUGCAGAGGGCUUUUAUAACAAACGUGGAGAAAAUAUUGGAGGGCUGUGCUUUUCCAGGAUAAAACAUGCAUGCGUUAACUUUGCAGUUUAUUUUCUUGUUGUAUAUAGCUUUUCUCUGCAGCACAAUUUCCUUUUUUUUUGAUAAUGCCUUGUAUGGCACAACUAGUUAUCAGUAACUGAAUGUAUUUUAAUCAUUAUGGCUGCUUCUGGUUUUUUUUUUUCCCAUUAACGAGAGGUUAUACAUGUUCGCAUAUUAGCUUGUUUGCACCCUCUACCUAUUUAUGUAUGAAUCAUUUGUAAUGAGAGUGUGUGCUGAGAUUGUCUGCGUGGUUUUUUUUUUUUUUAAAUUGGUUUUUGUUUUUGUGUGUGUGGGGGGAAGGCUGUAUGCACUUCAUUGACUGCAGGUUUCAUUGGGAUUACAUCCAUCAGUCUGUCUGUACACAAAUAUGAAGAAUGAUCUGAAGUAUCUGUGCUGUAUUUAUGUUUAUCCACGUCUUAACUUUGAUUAAAUAAAAUUUAAAAAAUCGGA